This is a messenger RNA of Microstroma glucosiphilum, 1894 nucleotides long. RefSeq lists its product as hypothetical. The record is from RefSeq and is a predicted model, not a curated record. Gene Ontology annotation, cellular component: growing cell tip; cell division site; plasma membrane. The transcript has 4 exons. NCBI's taxonomy places the organism in Eukaryota, Fungi, Basidiomycota, Exobasidiomycetes, Microstromatales, Microstromataceae. Bases 244 to 1404 code for a protein of 386 amino acids.
CUGCCUUCGAACCCUUUGCCAUCCAUCAGCUGCUGCGAUAUCCUCCCCCGGUCCUCCUCCUCCAUCACUUUCUUUGCCCGGUAUACCUUUCUUCGUCCUCUCUCAUACCCUUCUUGUCUGUUAUUCGUAUCACAUCACUUCGGAUACCCUCCGCCCCCACGUCAGGUGGGCCUCCUGCCGUACUCUCUCUGAGACGGUCUUGCCCUUCCCACUACUGCUUUCCUUCGUACUCUCUUGCCCAGCAUGCUUGGGUUCCUCAACAAGCUAGGACCGGGGUUCAUCAUCCUCAUUGCCUUUCUAUGCUUUGGGGCUGCCACGAUCCUUCAGCUAGUCGUCUCCAUUGGGCUCCCUACAAUCUCGGGUCUCUACUUCAUGCGCUUCACUCUGCAAGAUCUCGGUCAGACAGUCACCUUUGGACUAUGGACCAUCUGCACUGACCUCUACUUUUCGAAUGCACUGAUGAGCGACAAUGGCAUCACAUGUCAGCCCGUCAGUCUGGGGUACGAGGGCACCCAGUUCGGGGCUAUUGCCCAGUACUUGCUUAUUGCGCCCGUGGCAAAGGCCCUCGUUGUGCAACCCAUUGCUUGCGGUUUCGCCGGUCUGGCCACCGUCGCUUGCGUUCUGCACCUUUGCACCAAUUUCCUCCUCUGGCCCUUCAUCGCCUUCCUCGCCGGUGCACUGGGCGUCCUUGCCUUUGUCUUUGAGAUCAUCCUCUUCACCACUGCCCGUGUUCGCCUGAACACCUCCGGCGUAGAGAACUAUCUUGGGCAACAGAUCUCCUCUUCCACCCUAGGUCCAGCCAUCUGGAUCCAGCUUGCAGCAGCGGCUCUCGUUGCCUUUGGAACGCUGUUGAGUUGGUCUGCCUACAUCAGGAGGAAGGUCAAGAAGUCGCACACUGGCAAGAUGGGCACGAGUGUCAGAGGCAGCGUGUACGACGAGAGCUCGGUUGGAUCGUACAGGCAGGAGAAGCCUGCAAAGCGAGCAGGUCUAUUCUCAAUGGCCUCUACCGCCCCCAACAAGAAGGGACGGCCGCUCUGGCCGGUGGUGCUGCGCUGGGUGCUACAAGGUCGAGCAGGAGCGGUAGCAGCGCAAAGGAGGCUUACUCUUCGCGCAGACACUCGAACCAAGAUGACCUCAGGAGACAGCGUAGCAGAAGAAGCCAGGACAGCGAUGACGAUGACGACGACAUGUUCCACGAAGCCGACGACGGUGGAGACCGAGCCGACCUGGGCUACCUGCUUGGCUCUCGUCCUUACUCCUACCCUGCCGGUCGCUCAAGGGAAAGCGUUGACCGUCGUUCCUCGGACCGAGACCGUUCGCGAUCCCGUCCCAGCGGCGAAGGACAAUUGCGGGCGCGCUCCCGCUCUCGCGAUCCUCGUCGUAGCAGCGAGCCAUUUGCCGUGAGGCGCAAGCCUGCUCCCGCACUAGACCGUGGAAACGGUAGCGGUAGUGGCAGUGGCAGUGGCACACGUCGCACUAGCGGUGCUGGCGGUGGAGGUGGAUCGGGGUAUGGCUCCGGGUACGGAUCUGGGUAUGGCGGACGUGCCGAGACGCGCAGUUCUGGCAUGUCCAGAUACGCAUCCGAGCCGCUACGAGAGGCAGAUGAUGAUGGUGGCUUCAUCAGUCCCAGAAAGGGAAGGAGAUCAGAGAGGUAUAGCGCUCGUAUGGCCGAGGGAGGUUGGGAUUGAUCGAUUGGUGUAUGUGUGCGGGUAUGGGUUUUCCUCUUGUUUUCACCUUGGUCUUUUUCGUGCGCAUUCCUUGUACUUUGUACCUUCUCUGAUUCUGAGUCUUCUUGGACUGGAUUGCAAUUCCGAUUCACUUCUGAAGCUACACAAUCGCCUUCACCGUACCGUACCGUUGACCGCUACCCUCUCUUUUUGAUUCAGGAGCAAUU